Molecule: messenger RNA, 3616 nt
Organism: Oncorhynchus keta (chum salmon)
Lineage: Eukaryota; Metazoa; Chordata; Actinopteri; Salmoniformes; Salmonidae
Product: mucolipin-1
Exons: 15
Coding region: 179-1876 (565 amino acids)
Cellular component (GO): plasma membrane; lysosomal membrane
Molecular function (GO): NAADP-sensitive calcium-release channel activity
Source: RefSeq, a predicted model, not a curated record
UAUCAAUGCAAUGGGUGGGGCCACAAACGCUAUCACGAAUGAGAUAGUUUGAGACCAAUGACCGUCAAGGCAUAUCACAUGGUGAUUGUCAUGUGACUGUUGGAAGCUGCGACUUUGUGAUUGUGGAGCGCAGCGUCCCUAUUCCCUUGAAUUCAUUCAUGUCCUGCAAAGCAUCGCCAUGGCAUCAUCGAACUGUAACUGCAUCCAAGACGGUACAGAGAAGGAUGAGCUGUUCUCACCUGUGAACAGCUACAGGUCCGAUGACCUCAGUGGCGGGAACCCCCGGGUCACCGGUCUGGUAGGCUCCGAGCUCAGGCAACCGCAGCAGGAGGAGGAGGCACUGCGGAGGAAGCUCAAGUACUUUUUCAUGAGCCCCUGUGACAAGUACCACGCCAAAGGCCGCAAGCCCUUUAAACUAGUCCUGCAGCUGCUCAAGAUCCUCAUUGUCACUGUACAGUUAGUCCUGUUUGGCUUGAGUAACCAGAUGGUGGUGACAUUCAAGGAAGAGAACACAGCAUCCUUCAAACACCUUUUCCUUAAAGACUACCGGGAUGGCUCUUCAAUGGCAAUCCACACACAGAGUGAACUCUAUAGCCAUAUUUAUUAUGCUGUAGAUCAGUUCCUGGCUCUACCACAGACAUCAGUGGGGCGGUAUGCAUAUGUGUGGGGUGAGGGUGUGAAUGAGAGUGCCCUCUCUCUGUGCCAGCGGUACUACAAGAGGGGCAUCAUCGACCCCAUCAACGACACCUUUGACAUCGACCCCAAAGUUAUUACCGAUUGCAUUGGUGUGGACCCACUACCAGACCCUCCUUCUCCUGAUUACAGUAACUACAAGAACUUCACUCUCCAGUUUCACAAGCUGAUCAAUGUGACCAUUCAGUUCCAGCUGAAGGCCAUAAACAUCCAGACCAUCAUCAACAAUGAGAUUCCUGACUGCUACACCUUUGAUAUUAUGGUUGUCCUGGAUAACAAGGCUCACAGCGGCAGAGUGAAGAUCAGCCUGCUCAACCAUGCCUCCAUCAAGAAGUGCAAAGACCCCAACGUGUGGGGACAUGCGGAGAACUAUGCACGGGAGGCUUUUGACGUGCUGGUGGCCAUAGUGUGUCUGCUGUCCCUGCUGCUGUGUGGUCGCUCCAUCCUCAGAGGAGUCAUCCUACAACAUGAGUAUGUCCAGUUCUUCAGACACAGACUGAAUCACAGUGUGUGCUGGGCAGACAGGAUGGAGUUCAUUAACGGCUGGUUCAUCCUGCUCAUCAUCAGUGACCUGCUCACCAUCACUGGCAGCUUCAUCAAGAUUGGCAUAGAGUCCAAGAACAUGUCGUUGUAUGAUGUGUGUGGGAUUCUGCUCGGUACCUCCACUCUGCUGGUGUGGGUGGGAGUCCUCCGCUACCUCAGUUUCUUCCAGAAGUACAAUAUCCUGAUUGUGACGCUGCGGGCUGCCUUCCCUAAUGUAAUCCGCUUCUGCCUCUGUGUAGCUGCCAUAUACCUGGGUUAUUGCUUCUGUGGCUGGAUCGUGCUGGGUCCUUACCAUACCAAGUUCCGCUCUCUGUCCAUGGUCUCAGAGUGCCUGUUUUCUCUGAUCAACGGGGACGAUAUGUUUGUGACGUUUGCUGAGAUGCAGAAGAGUGGCACGCUGGUGUGGGUGUUCAGCCAGGUCUACCUCUACACCUUCAUCUCCCUCUUCAUCUACAUGGUGCUCUCCCUCUUCAUUGCGCUCAUCACCGGAGCCUACGAUGCCAUCAUGGCCCAAACCCAGGAGCCGAUGCACAUCACAGACCUGCAUGCUUUCAUAGCAGAGUGUACUGAUACACCUUGCUCUGGAAAGUUCCGUGGCCCAGAGGCAUCCUCCUGUUCAUUCUUCUGCUGCUGUGACUGAAGAGAGAAUCCUCCAGUGGGAGGAUGUCUUCUUGGUGAUCGGACCUUAGACUACACUGUCCUCUGUAGGAUGUGGCACUUCGGUGCAUUUAAAUUCAGACGGGUACAGUACAACGUACAACUUACUAACUGCUGUAAAUCGCACAUUAAUAUUUAAUAUACCAGUUCAUUGGGUUUUUAUAGCUAACAAGUUACAUUCAUAUGGCUAGCUCAUUCUGCUAGCUAAUUCAUGACUGUAAUACAACAAUAUAGCUAGCUGUCCUUUCCGAGAACUGAUUUUGCACAACGUACUGUAUAUCUGAAUAUGUUUUACUAAAUAGGAAUUUUAUUUAUGGUGCAGUUUUGAUUUAUAUUGUUGAUAAGCCUUUGUUGAAUUGGGUCUGCAUGAACCUAUGACUGAGGGACGGCAAUGGUUUAAUUGUGCUUUACUGUGCCUGGGGGCCCUGAACAUUAUGAUUGUCCUCUGAAUUAUGUUUAUUACAGAGACACGCACUAACAGACAGGCUGAAACGUGCACACCGUUAUGUACUGUAUUUUUAGGGAAGGCUACUCACUCUUUGGUCCUUUAUUCACCUCUCCUCCUCUGGAUGGGAUGACGACAUGUUCAAGGACGGGACCUGCAGCCGUAGUUAGUCAUCAAUAUGUAUGAAGCCUUUGGUGUAAAGAGACAGGUGACCCUGACCUGAACACCAAUGUACUGCAAGACCGCUAUAGUGGGUUUUAUAGUGCACUGUACAGACUCCAUAUUGCUGAGGAAAAGACACAUUUGAAUUUUAAACAAUGCUAAAUGUUUUAACCACCCUUAUUAAUUAUUUUGUUGGAUGACUGUUGCACCUGACUGAAAUACAAGGCCAGUAAAAUAUUAUUUUAUGAGAUAUAUAUAUCUGACAUUGUUAUAUUGAAUUCAGUGUUAAUUUAUUGAAUCUCUCUCCAGGCAAAUUAAUUCUGCAAACCAGUAUGUGGUCCAAAUCAUGAUUCACUGAAGGAAAGGGACUGAAUUACCAUAUUUUAUCUGUUUUAUUUGAAAAGCCUUUUGAAGUGAUAAUGUAAUUUAAUUGUAUGAAAUGUUAUGAAAGCUAAUAGUGAUGUUCAUUAGGAGACAAAAGGACUCAUUGCACAAGAUUCGUAAGCGAUCAAAAGGAAGGGAAGGGUUGUCAGUAUAGUACAAAUAGAGAAAUCAUUGAUGUGUACCCAGAAUGUACUGAUUCUGGUGAAGGUGUUUUUCCAUUACAUGUUUUCUAAAGUGAUUUAUUCAAGUAUGUGUUGAUGACUAGAAAUGUACAUUUUUUUUUUUUCCUUCCCAUUCUUUGAAUGUUUUUACUUAGUACAUUUAUCUUGCUUGAGAUGAUCAGGAACACAUGUACGAUGAGCCACGAUGACAGAACUAGAACCAGUGCUAAAUGUCUCAUGGCAUGCAGCACAGUGGUGUAGAAGAUUACUUGUAAGGAUUGUUGUUGUAGUGUAUUUCUUAACUACAUGUGUUUUAUACUCUGCUAACUUGAUACUUUCUGAUGUAUUUCUCAUUGUUUUACUCUGUUAGUGUUGGUUAGACUGAUACUAAUAAUUUUAGUAUGGCCAAAUUGCUCAACAUCUACAUUUUGGAUGAGAAUCUCGCUUGUACAUAUUUAUUUUUAAAGCUGUUCUCGUUUUUUGCCCUUUUUUUCCCAGUACAUUGCAUAUCUGUGCCACCUCUCUGGCUAAUACCAGUAAACCACCUCCAAUUAAAACUAUUGAAAGCGUA